Messenger RNA from Dreissena polymorpha, 6379 nucleotides. RefSeq lists its product as uncharacterized. Bases 1356 to 2399 code for a protein of 347 amino acids. NCBI's taxonomy places the organism in Eukaryota, Metazoa, Mollusca, Bivalvia, Myida, Dreissenidae. The transcript is spliced from 13 exons. The record is from RefSeq and is a predicted model, not a curated record.
AACACAUCGAAAUGCAUACGAAUAGCUGUUUUAAUGUGAACUUCUGUUAUUCCUAUUUAUGCAUAUAAUUAAAGAAAGAUCGCAGUUAACGAUCGCCUUGAACUGUUUUGUUUGUUACAAGUUUCAAUUUGUUUUAUGAAUUACAAAGUUUAAAAUUGAACCAGUCGUACUACGGCAUGUGUAUCAUGUGUAUACCUGGAUACCAAGCGCUUUUACACGACAAAGCUUUUGCCUUGUUGUGUUGUCAUAUUCAUCUAUUAAAAACAUUUUUUUUAUAAUAAUGAUUUAUUAAUUGCAUUUUGUCAUCCACUAUGCGUUCAUAUAUAUAUACAGGAUCUGGCACGAGAUGUAAUAUCAUACCAUAUUUUAUUAACCGAGUUCAUGAAUUUUGUUAGUAAACUCGCCUUUACUAACGAAUUUCCUGGACGAGUUUAAUAAAAUAUGGUAUGAUAUGACCACGAGUGUAAGAUCUUUUUUAUCACAUGCUUAUAUAUUAGAGUACAUCCUGUUAUAGUACAGUCUCUUCUUGUAAUUAAAACCAAAAUUUAAAAUAGCUAAACAGACUGACACCAAAACCUAAAAGAAAACGUUUAUAGUUUAUUUAAUAGGACAAUAUACAAUGAUAUCAUACAAUUAUAUUUUUGGCGUUUGUUUCUGUUUAAAAUUUGUUAAAAUCUAUAUUUUAUCGAAAAGUGUAUAUCGAUUGCCUCUAUCGUAUUUUAACGCAGUCGCAUAUUAAGAAAUUGUAAACCCAAACUGAAGUUCGCUCCAUAUCUCUUUUAUCAUCGGACGACCGUGUUGAAUCUUCAAAUUAUCGAGAAGGUGUACCAAAGGCAUGAUUAAGUUUCGGCAAUGCAAUGUCAAACAUCACUAUCAAAUAUGGACACAACUGUUGGACACAAAACAGAGGGCAUCGAUCGAGUAUCGACUGACGAUUAUAACGACAUUCCAAACGAGGAAAAUAUGAACAAGAGAAUGUAUUUCAAUCGAUUUCUAUUUACGAACGUGUAAAUAAAACGAACUCUGCUUUGAACAAUACACCGGGAGAAGGGCAUGUGAAUGUGCAAUCAACUUGGAAGAAGAUUGAAGAAAUAGAGACGGAAUUGAAAACGACUACCCAGCGCAUGAAUGACAUUCAAAGCAAAUGGUCGGUCAUCUGUUUUAGUUAACAAAAAACAACAACAACAAACAACCAAUACGGUUUUAAUAAUCCUGCUCGUUAACCGGAAUAGUACAUAUAAUUCGUGACUUACCUUUUGUCUUAACAGGGAGAUAACAAUCAACGAAAAUAUGGAACAAGAGAAGAAUGACUUUUCACAAGUCAUAAUGAAAACAAAGAACGAUGGGGUUCUAAAAUGAGUGAACAAGAUCGACAAAGAGCUUUGGAAAAGUUACAUCAACAAGAACGCGUCAUUUCCGAAGUAAAGGAUGCGUACAACUAUAGAGCUGACCACUUUAAAUGCUCGCUGGAGGACUUUCAAAAUAGGAAAGAUGAUAUUAUUCGCAAAGCUGAGGAACGGGGAAGAAUGGAAACUAUUCAACAAAUUCAACAAGUUAAGGAGAUGAUAUCACGAUGCGAAAGCAACGAACGAAUGAUGUCAAAAGAAAUUGACGAAAUGAUCGAAGAAAAAAACAUACUUAAAAACAAAAUUGUCUCAUUGGAGAAUUCCUCAAACGACCUGGAUAAAAUCAAAAGCAGGACUGCAUUUUUCGUUGAAGAAGUGAGAAAACGAGACAAGUACAUACAGUAUUUAGAGCAAAGGCUGCUGCUAUCGAGACAGACAGCUGAACGUCUAUCACAUUUCGAUGGGAGAAAUUUCCACGAAUACAGAAACAUAAUCUCAAACUGGCAGCAGCAAGAUGCUGCUUUUGAUAUUGAAAGUGACGCGAUCAAACGACGAUUCUUGAAGAAGAGGGAACAGUCGCUGAUAGAGACCUUGAUAUGGGCCCAAAAAGCUGUAAACGCUAUCCCCGCCGAUUGCAAAUACAUAGACGAUUUCAGACAAAUUGACGUGUACUUGAUCUCCAAGACUGACGCUUAUCAACAAGACAUCAUACAUGGAAGGGAUAGGUCACUCAUCGAAACCAUAACGGAAGUGCAAUCAAGAGUUUCCCAUCUGCCAGGAGAAUGCAUGCAUAAACUUGAUUUCAGCCAAAUGAGCCGCACCUUAGAAAACGCUCUAGGAGGUAACUUUUCGGGAAUUCAAACGGAUAUGGUUUUCAAGUCUGAUUAUGUAGUUAACCAACCACAAGCACAAUAUGUACAGCAACCACGAAAUGCACAGCAGACAAACGACAACUGUAGUUUGCAGUCAACCAAGGAGAAAAUCUCGACGACUCACCCAGUUAUUCAAGCCUUAAAAUUAAAGUGUCAGUUACUUUUGAAGUAUUUUCAUUAAAAAUGUACUCGAUGCUUUUUAAUGACGCUGAAAUCAAUAUUAUUAGUAAAUGGCAGAUAAUGUUUUGUAACAUACGUACCUUAGACGUACUUGGAAUUGAUGUCGCUCAAUUUUAGAAACAAAGAUGACAUUCAUUAACGUUUAAACAAAAAAAUAGCAUUCCUUUUUGUUUGAAUAUUCGAAUCUGGUGGAGUUAAAAAUCAAUAAAUAUUUUCUUUCUUUCUAAAAGAAAAUGCAUUGAAACAAAUUAAAAAAAAUAAGUUUAUGCAUUUUUAUGAAAAUUUAUUUUAUUCAUAAUUUUUGUUGCGUUAUUCUAUUAUUAAUAUUUUCAUGUGUAUGUCCUGCAAAUAGUUGAUAUAUUAGUGCAACCAUAACACAACCAUCACAAACGGAGUUUCACAAUCUCAAAUCUACACAAACCAUAAAGUUUUGCAACCUAAAUGCCAUGUAUGUAGCGAUUGUAGCUAACACAUAUUUUUAUAUACGUGUUUGGAAGUUUGUUCGUUUUCGUUUUUUUUAUUGAUAACUUGUGCAUUGUUUGGGAUGAAAAAAAUAAGGAUAUAUUCUUGGCUAUGUUGUUUUGCGAGUACUAUAUUGAUACGAGGAAACCGGUUUUCAAAGAGAAUUAAACGCAUAUUUAUAAAUUUCUAUUGAAAGUGAUCUAUGUCAGUCAAAAUGUGCUUCCUAUCUAAACUGAAAUAUGUUUUUCAAUAAAGUUACACACAUUAACUUGUAUAUUUAGUGACAGCGUUAUGAUGGCGCUAGAUCGCUCAUGUUACGGAUUUCUAACAUUUUACUAUUUAAGUCAGUAUAAAAUAUGACACAUUUAGGUGCGGCCAGUUUGGACCAAAGUGGCGAAGUUUGAACACACUUUUAAAGGCUCUAUAAAGGUGACAAAUCCAUUUAUUAUGCAUAUCAAAUGGUCUGAUUUUUACCGGAUUUCAGUUACUCUUGCAUAAAAACUGCUAAUAAAAAAGCUUAGGUACAACAAUUAUGGAAGAUAAACCCGUUUCAUAAUUGAGAGAACUGUUUACAGUUUUGCAACUAACGUGAUGUGUAGCCUCAGAGCGGUGACAUAUGCUAAAAUUAGCCGAAAGAAAAUUUAAUUUUAAUUCUAUUUUAAACAACUUUUUACCAGCAGAAAGUAACAUAUUAGAUCACUACAAACGUUUAAACCAUUUAGAAGAGACCUACUUUGUAGGUGAUACCGGAAAACGUUAAAAAUCAUCGUUAAAUUUUUGGUGACCUGAGUCACUUUCACUUUCUCUUUUCCGAGUAGAAUGUAAAUAAAGUGAUUGUUUGUAAACACAAUUGACUUGGAGGACACUUUAUUUUGAGCUCAUAACAACUUGUAUUGCUCAUUUUUUAUGGUAAUGUUCAAUAGCGUAUAUAUAUUGUUUUUUAAUAACCUUUAUAAAUAAAAUAUGAAAAAAAAUAUUUAAAAAUCGGUAAAUAAUUACGGAUCUUCACCUUUAUAGAGCCUUCAGAGAACCACUAGACGAUGUUACACCCGAAAUAUAAAAUCCCUGACUCGUUUGGUCCCAGCUGUUAAGAUAAAGAGUUAUUUAAUAUUUAGGUAUAUAUCAAUCAGGUGACCAAGAUGAUUUGAACAAACUUUGUAGACGACCACUUCACAAAGUUUCACACCAAGUAUUUUACAUCUGACCCUUGUUGCUAUGGAUGAGAUUGUUGAAUGAUGUUAAUUGGUUUUAGUCUAUGUUUCUUAAAAUAUCCGUAAUUUAAUAUUUCGUUAUGUUAAUUGUCACGUCUACAUCUGUCAUUAAUGAAAAAAAAUGAUAUUGAUAAAAACUCUAUAGAAUAAAAUUAAAUACAUCCUCAAAAAGUAUAAGAUUAUGAACCCUAUGUUUACCACAACGACUUGAUUAUAUGAAAUAAUACAAUUUAUUUAAUCUAAUGUUAACUCUUUACCCCACCAUUAAUAUAACCACUGCAUAAUUUCUUAUUUGGAUACGCUUAUUUUUCAUAGGGUUAAAUGUAUAUUUUUUACAUAAUAGCAAUUUAAGGAAUCUAUCAGCAAUGCGCAUAUAUUAUUUAAAAGUGAGAAUAUAUUCAUCGCCACAAUUAAUAGUGUCAUAGUGCCAUAGUGUGAAAACGAUUUUAUCCCAUUUUCACCGCGACAUUGACGGUAUAACACGUUGUGGAAUAUACUUGCUUGUAUUCAACACUGUGGAAUAUACCUGUCGCGUGCACGGACUACUUUUUAAAUGACGUCAUGCGAUAUGCGCUAAAAUUAGGUCGAAAUUGUUUGGUUCAUUGAUCGAAUUUUAAGGUCACCCAUGAAAAGAAAAUGUGCAUAUUUUGCAGAAAAAAAUAUAUAUGAUAUAUUCACCAAAAGAAAUGUUGAAAUAAAAUAUCAAAUUACACGAUUUUUGUUUUGUUAUUUUUUUAUGUAUAUUUACUUUACCACUGAAUGAUUUUUCAUAAGAAACAAAGUCGACAAAACUUGAGCUUCAAAAUUAUACGACCUUCAACCUUUAAAUCUAGUCAUAUGACAUUAUUUAGUGUAAUGUGCAUUGUUUAUAACCAAAGCAUAUACUUUUGACAUUUAACUUAAAUAUUAAGAAUGUACAACAAGCCAUACACAUAUCGCACAGUUCAUGAAUAAUCUGCUAUGUUUGCUUUCCUAUUUAAUUCACGUUAGGCAUAGAGCUGUGUAAAGUAUAAGAUGGUAAAAAUAGCACCACACUGGAAUUGGGAACGUCCCAUUUGUACACGGGUAUUUUCUACUCAUACAUCUGUUGUGUACUUGAAUGUUUUCCAUUCUUUGUGUAUUUAUAUAUUAGAUUAUUUUUUCGUACAAUAAGGGCAUUUACCAUAGAUAAAUAAAACAUUGUGCAAGUUUAAACAUAAUUAUGUUUAUAUGCAGAAAUCUGCAAAUGCAACCGAGUUUACCAACGGCUAUUAUUAGAUAAACUGCUCCGGUUCAUUUGAACAGCAGUAAUGUAGAGUACAUGACGUAGCGUGUGACGAAGAAGAAAGUUUAUCGCGUUCAUAUACUCAUUUGAAUAAAGUGAUAGAAUGGCAUAAGGGUCUUUAUUUAACUAUGCUAAAAUAAUUAUUAAAGACCCUAGAUGCAAAAUCGUCAAUAAUUGAGUUAAAUGGAUUAUUAGAUGGAUUUUAAAGGAUAAUUAAAGGUAAGAUACUAGUUCUUACAUGUUUUGAUUUUUGAUUGUACUUUUGUCGUUCCCUGAUCUCGGGGAAAUGAUUUUAACAUGGCCAUGGGCGCCAUUGAUGCAUCGGAUCACACACGGCAUACCCAUAACAUUAUAUAAAAAACACGUUCUGCGCGUCCUGAAAUUCGUCGUCCGAAGUCGGAAAACGUAUUGCCCUGUAUAUUUUGUCAAAUAAAGUGUCAGUCGCUGCAAUUGUCUGUUUACUCGUCAAAAUUGUCAAGGUCUUCGAUAGCUAAAGAAACUUCAGCGUACAGUUUAUUUAGUAUUGACAGACCUGUACAAAGUCGCGCCAGUCAAAAAUCAUAAAAAGCGACAUUUAAAGUAAUGGUAGCCAGAACUAGGUCGUCGAUGGUGUACAUGUAUGUUGACAUCGACAGCAUUUUGUCAGGAGUAAUGGCCGCCAGAUUGGAUUUUGAUCAUUUUCUUUCGAAAAUAAAAUAAAUUAUAGUAAAGUAAAAUCUUCUUUUCGCGGUCGUAAUGUGUUAAAAUUCGCAUACUGCGUAAAAUUGAAUGUAUGCAUAUGGUGAUAUUUUUACUUGUUUUACAGUUUGUGUGUGAAUUUUUUAAAGACUAUUUCGCGUACCAGAACAAAUACAUGUAUAUCACUACGCAUGGUUACAUUUGUUAGAUUUUAAGCGCUUUAAUGACGGAAUUAAAAUUAUUGUUAAGGUUAUUAGAUCUAUUUAUGUUAAACGUCACGUUGAAAAAAUCAAAUGGGAUAAAUAGAAUACUAGGAUUAGCGUUGAAUACAGAGAAGUUUAUGUUGCUCGGCUCGAACACCGAAAG